UCUGAGGACAGAGAGGGGUAAGAGGCUCAAGGCUCCUCCCUGAGAGUUUGUGAAAACAUUCCAGCAAAGUGAGAGCGGUCAAAGAAUCAGAAAAGUCUCUCUGAGCGGCCUCGUACUCUCUCUAUCCUUCCUCUACUCUUUUUGCACAUGAGCUCACACUGCACACAAGAGUUUGAGGUUUAAAGGUGAAGCUGAUGUGAGGACAGAUCUGCAGGAGAGCACAUACAAACCUGAAGGAGCCUCUGAAACUGGGACGGACAAAAAGAAGACUCAGCUGUCCCAUUGAUCGGCUCACAAUGAAGCCGGUGUUAGUCCUCCUUGUUUCCACUGCCUGGACUUUGACUGGAGCCCAGUAUUACUACCAGGGGCUGAUGGAUUAUCUGGAGAACAGGCUGUUGGCUAUCGAGGACCGUAUGCAGUUCUGGCACGACCAAUCCCAUCGCUACCACACGGAGCUGAAGGACUUCAAAAAGCUAACGGCUGAGGCCAUGGAUGCACUGAGCAAAGAGCACAGCCUGCUGUUCAAAGACCUGGAAGGAGCUUCGGUCCGGGUGGAUCGGGUGGAGCGGGAGAUGGACUUUGUGGAGACCCAGACUUCGCCCCGGGCCUGCGCCAAGAAGGCAGACAAGGUGGUGGAGCAAGGAGCCUGGGGACUGGAGGAGAGCAGAGGGGAGGAAGAGGAGGAGGAAGAAGAGUGGGAGGAGGUGCAGUCCAGACUCUCUGACUGUGUGGAAAUCCUCUCUGGCAUCAGAUCAGUGAAGAUCCUGAAGAGAGUGGGCAGCCCUAAGGGCAUGUGGACCAGAGACCCCAGAUCAUCAAAGGUCUACGUCUUUAAUGGGACGUCAGGGGACAGCGUCUACCAGUUCAACUCUGUUCGGGACUUUUCCAGCUCUCCGGGCGUCUCCAGCAGCAGACAGAUCCGACUGCCCUCUGACUUCAGUGGUCCUGGCAGCGCCAUUUACAACGGCUUUUUGUACUACAUACAGCAGGAAGCUGAAACAGACAUGCAGGUGGUCAGAUAUGACCUGACGAGCGACUUUGUGACGGACAUCGCCAUGUUCCCCGUGGAGAGCAGAGCUGCAGUUUACGGUCUCAACCCAGAAACUGUUGCAGAUCUCGCGGCAGACGACGAAGGCCUCUGGCUCCUGUAUGCCGCCAGCGACAGUGAACCGAACAUCCACCUCGCGAAGAUGGACCCUGCCACGCUCGAUAUAGAACAAAUCUGGGACACCCGCUGCCCACGGGAGAAAGCAGAGGCGGCUUUCGUAAUCUGUGGCACCGUCUAUGUGGUUUACAACACCCGCCUGGCCAGCCGGUCUCGGGUGCAGUGCCUGUUUGACGUCAACGACAUGGUGCUCAGCGAGGAGGCUCCGCUGCUCUACUUCCCCAGGAGGUACGGAGCCCACGCCAGCCUGAAAUACAACCCUGAAGAGAAACAGCUUUACGCCUGGGACGAUGGAUACCAAAUCAUCUACAGACUCACCAUGAAGAGGAAGCUGCUGGUUUGACAGCAGGAGAGGAGUGGUGUCAUAUUUUCAAAGGCAAUGAGAAAAAUUAUGGUAAAAUAGUUCAAGUAGAAGUCUGCAGCAAUUCCCAGGAGAUAUUUAACAUAGACUGUGUAUAAGAAUUGGAUGUGGCGUCUUAUUUUUUAAAGGUGAAGCCAAUAAAGUUAAAACCUUUUUUUUUU
This is a messenger RNA of Labrus mixtus (cuckoo wrasse), 1687 nucleotides long. It is a transcript of the gene olfml3a, whose product is annotated as olfactomedin-like 3a. Gene Ontology annotation, biological process: signal transduction. The record is from RefSeq and is a predicted model, not a curated record. Lineage: Eukaryota; Metazoa; Chordata; Actinopteri; Labriformes; Labridae. The coding region runs from base 297 to 1508 and encodes 403 amino acids. The transcript has 3 exons.